Molecule: messenger RNA, 1564 nt
Organism: Dreissena polymorpha
Lineage: Eukaryota; Metazoa; Mollusca; Bivalvia; Myida; Dreissenidae
Product: mediator of RNA polymerase II transcription subunit 10-like
Exons: 4
Coding region: 84-488 (134 amino acids)
Biological process (GO): positive regulation of transcription by RNA polymerase II
Cellular component (GO): chromatin; mediator complex
Molecular function (GO): transcription coregulator activity
Source: RefSeq, a predicted model, not a curated record
UCUACGUAAUAAAUACUCUUUGUGUUUCUUAAGUACAAACCUUUUUAAUGUUUUCUUAAUAAAAUACAACUACACAAAUCACGAUGGCUGAUAGAUUUGAAGCUUUAGAAGAACAGUUGGAACGAUUCAUUGAGAAUGCAAGGCAGCUAGGCAUUAUUGUCAGCGAUUUCCAGCCACAGGGCCAAAAUGCUUUAAAUUCAAAAUUACAGACGAUGAUCCAAGGAAUGCAGGAAAUUGACAAAUUAAAGACUCACAUGCAAGACAUUCAUGUUCCAUUGGACGUGUUUGAGUAUAUAGAUCAAGGCAAAAACCCAAAUUUGUACACUAAACAUUGUUUGGAGAAAGCUCUGGGCAAAAAUGAACAGAUAAAAGGGAAAAUAGAUGCUUUUAAGAGGUUUAAAGCCAUGCUGAUACUGGAACUGACCGAUGUGUUCCCAAAGGAGAUGGCAAACUACAGAGCUUUGAGAGGCGAUGACAGACCAACGUGAGGGACUGCACAUGUGUGUGAAUCUUUGACUAUGUACUCUGUGGACAUGUAUCAGCGGAUAGUUCCUCACAGACAGGCUGUUUGUUUAGGGUGGAAUUGUGUUGGCUAUGCUGGUGUAAUUUUUGUUGUGUGGAGAAACAUGUGCUGCAUGUAUGCAUAUUGCCUACACGAGAACUUAAACAUGUGAAUUUAUUUCUUUAUGUCCCCCCCCCCCCCCCCAUCCCCCUCAUAGAAUGUGGCAUACAACUAAGCAGUCACACUGUACAGAUGUCCUUAUGUACGUUGGUAUAUUCUGGUCUUAGCCAUAAUUUUGCCAUACAUUGAUUGAUUUUUAUGAUAAUGUGGCCCAAAUGAAAAGUAUUCUCAUACAAUGUCUCAUGUGUAAACCAAUCUCCCUACCUCAAAAGUCAAGGGCACACUUUGAGGUAUAAAGUCAAUUUUGGAAAUAAAAAAGCUUGACCAUUUCUGUCUCAGCCAUAACUUUGGUAUAUAUUGAUGGAUUGAAAAUAACCUGGCACAAUUGUAAACCAUCAUAAGAGGACAUGUCUUGUGUAACACCUAUCUCCAUAGCUCAAAGGUCAAGGUCACACUUAGAGAUCAAAAGUCAAAUUUGGCCAUUAAACAGCUUGUGCGGAUUUUUACUUAGUCAUUCAUCUUGCAAUUUAAUAUAAUUUACCACAAAUGAACACAAUCGGGACACUUUUUGUCGUUGGUUUUAUUUGAUUAUUGAUAAUGAUUAGAGUGUGCUUCUUUGAAACAUGCAGUUUCAUUUUGGAAAAUAUAUUGUGUGUACCAUAAAUAUGUGUUGAAAGUAUCAGUACAGUGUAACUACAGCAAUGAAAUAUUCAUAUUAAUAAUAUUCAGUUAACUUGAGAUAACAAGGGAAUAUUUUCAUGUGGUUUAAAGCAGCAACAAAUUCCUUUAUUGAAUACUUAUAGAUUAUCUACCACCAAUUGAAGAUUUUGAUGGAUAUUGAAAAUGAGAGUGCUGACCCAGUGCUUGACACUUUCAGGGGUCAAAAUGCUGAAAUCAAUAUUUUGUGUGUGUUUAUAUAUGAUGAAUACACAGAAUAUGUUG